AUGUCUCUGAGUAAGUACAUUGCUUAUGCAGACUUAGGCGGAGUCUCUUGGCUCAGUAACCGCUACGGAUGGACUUGCGACAACUACCUGAUCGAGUUUGAGGUUGUCAUGGCCAGCGGCGAGAUUGUGAAUGCAUCAACAACACCAAACCCCGACCUCUAUUGGGCCCUUCGGGGAGGUGGCAGUAACUUCGGUGUUGUCACCAAGUUGAAGUUCAACACAUUCCGGCAGGACAAGAUGUGGUACGCGAAGCUCCAUUACGACGCCCCUGAGAACAUCACGGCCAACGCGGCUUUCGCUGACUGGGGGUAG
Molecule: messenger RNA, 312 nt
Organism: Colletotrichum costaricense
Lineage: Eukaryota; Fungi; Ascomycota; Sordariomycetes; Glomerellales; Glomerellaceae
Product: FAD binding domain-containing protein
Exons: 2
Coding region: 1-312 (103 amino acids)
Molecular function (GO): flavin adenine dinucleotide binding
Source: RefSeq, a predicted model, not a curated record